AUGCUGUACAUUGUCGGUCUGGGACUCUCUGACGAGCAUGACAUCACUGUGAAGGGCCUCGAGGCGGUCAAGUCGUCCGAGCGCGUGUACCUCGAGGGCUACACCAGCAUCCUGAUGGUCGAGAAGGAGAAGCUCGAGGCCUUCUACGGCAAGGACGUGAUCAUUGCUGACCGCGAGAUGGUGGAGUCCAACAGCGACGAGAUUCUGCGCGAUGCUGCCAAUGUUAAUGUGUCGUUUCUGGUUGUCGGCGAUCCGUUUGGCGCCACUACCCACACCGAUCUGGUCAUCCGCGCCCACGAGCUCGGCAUCCCAGUAAAGUCGAUUCACAACGCCAGCAUCAUGAAUGCCAUCGGCGCGACUGGUCUGCAGCUCUACAGCUUUGGCCAGACCAUCUCGAUGGUGUUCUUCACCGAGACCUGGCGCCCCGACAGCUGGUACGACCGUGUAAAGGAGAACUCCGACAUUGGCUUGCACACCCUGUGCCUGCUGGAUAUCAAGGUCAAGGAGCAGAGCAUCGAGAACAUGGCCCGCGGCCGUCUGAUCUAUGAGCCUCCCAGAUACAUGACUGUUAACCAGGCUGCUGAGCAGAUGCUUGAAAUUGAGGACAAGCGUGGAGAGAAGGCCUAUACUGCCGACACCCUGGCUGUCGGUGUUUCGCGCCUGGGGUCGGACGACCAGAUUAUCCGUGCUGGCACUCUGCAGCAGCUCGUUGAUGUUGACUUUGGCAAGCCCCUGCACUCGCUUGUUCUUGUUGGCAGCCGUCUGCACCUUCUUGAGGCCGAGAUUCUGCGCGAGAAUGCUGUGGACCUGGAGCACUUGAACAUGGUUCUCAAGCGCGACUACAACAUUGACAAUUAA
Messenger RNA from Linderina pennispora, 858 nucleotides. RefSeq names its product diphthine synthase. Gene Ontology annotation, biological process: protein histidyl modification to diphthamide. The transcript has a single exon. The coding region runs from base 1 to 858 and encodes 285 amino acids. Lineage: Eukaryota; Fungi; Kickxellomycota; Kickxellomycetes; Kickxellales; Kickxellaceae. The record is from RefSeq and is a predicted model, not a curated record. Gene Ontology annotation, molecular function: diphthine synthase activity.